ACGCCCAUCGGCCCCCCUGGUGUGAGAGCAGAGCAGGGAUUGGUGGCCCAGUGUAGGACGCAGCCCUGGCCGGGGAGCUGCUCCUGGGGACCACCACCAAGCCAGGAUGCUCCAGGAGAUGCCAGCUGCUGCUGUGCUGACCCUGCACCAGGGCAGCUGGGCGGGGCAUCAGACCAGUUGCUCCAGCCCCAAACACGCCAACUGCCCCAGUCUAAGUAAGGGAAAUCCUCCUCAGUCAUAAGCAGUACAGGGGCUAGGAGACACAGAUAAAUGCGGAUGAUUCUAGGGGCAGUGGGAUGCGUGCACACACACACACACACACACACACCAGCCUGUCUCUCACACAGUUAAUAGCACAUGCUCAAACACACACACACCCAUCCGGCCCUCAUCCCCGGCCUCUCACUGCAGCCAUCUCAAACGAUGGCCACAAAACUUUCAACCACCCCCUGGGGCUGACGCUUCCGGAGGAUGCUGAGGCUGAGCUGAGCUGGCCCCACGGAGCUGCCCAGAGAGCAGGGACCAUGGAGCAGCUGCCAGCCCUGAGCACCGUCCUCUGCAUUGUCCUCCUCAUCCCCACCGGGGGAGCAGGUCUCACAGUCCUUCAGAGCCCUGCUGCCCUCCAAGCGUCCCCCGGCGAGACCAUGACACUUAACUGCUCCUUCGAGAACACACAGGGCAGCGUGGCCAAAGCGACCUGGACUAUAGCACCCGGAGUCGUGCUGGAUUCUGCCCAUCCCUUCUACAGCGGGCGGCUCCGUGCAUCCCACCUGGAUCUGCUCCAGAAAGGGGAGGCCACGCUGACCCUGUCGGAGCUGGAGCUGCGGGACUCUGGUCUCUACCAGUGUCAGAUCAGCAUCCACCGGGGAGAGAGCGGUACGGGAGCAGGCACCGAGCUGCAGGUGACGGGGAGAAACCAGAGUGACACAGGUGAGGUGGGGAAAGGGGACACGGGGCCUUCCCCCUCUGUGGGGUGCCGGCGCCGAUCCGGCCCCAGGAUGGGGGACUGGCUGGCUCAGGAGGUGGGAAUGGGGCACGGGGCCUGUCCCCUCUAGGGGCCAUUGGUCCAGGAAUCUCCUAACCCCUCGUUUCUAUUGUCUAGGGGCUCCAGGCGGACGUGAGCUCUGUCGGGACUCGGGGCCCCUCGUUUACCGAGCCGUCAUCUGCCUGUCGCUCGUCGUUCUCUUCUCCCUGGGAAUCAUCCUCAGCCUGCGGCCUUGGAACGGUACCGGCUCCCCAUGGGUUCCGCCUUCACUUCCUGUCUCAAACAGUUUCAUGGCAUCGCUGUGUGGGCUGGUAACCAGCCCCUGCCCCACCCCAGAGCCAGCUGCUUCUCAGCACCAGGCAAGGGGUCCCUAGAUAACCAGCCCCUGCCCCACCCCAGAGGGGCCGUGUCUCAGCGCUGGGUAAGGGGUCCCUGUAUAACCAGCCCCCACGUUCUACCCCAGAGGUGGCUGCAUUUCAUCCUCGGUGGAAUCAGUCUCUCUCUGGUAUUUGUAGGGCUCCAUCCCCGUAGCGUUUCCCCCCAGUGUGUUCGGUGACGCUCUCGUUCUGUUUCCCAGGUGUCCCCGUGGAUCCCGCGGUGGGUGCUGGCUCCAAGCUGCGCCCGGCACCGGGGCAGGUGUCUCUGAUUUAGCCGCUCAGGGGGCUGGUCACUGGCAGGAUUUUCCCAGCUCCGGGUUCAGAAGCCGUCAGACUUCGCUGGACUCUGAGCCGCCCGCAGGGGGCUCCUGCUGGGCCGGGCGUCUCCGCUCUCCUGUGCUUCUGUCUGUGGGUCGAUGGGCCCAGGGAACCGAGCGAAGAGACCAUACAGCAGCAAUGGGAGCGUUGGAGCUUUGUCACCCCCUAGUGAUCAGUACCGUUACAGUUCUCCUUGGUACAGGAAAUGGCCUGUGGCUCUGGGCAUUGGGCUCCGGGGUGUGGGUGGGUCUGGGGAGGGGAAUGUGCACCCUGCAGGGCUGCUGCUGGGAUCCCAGCUGGGGUCAAUCGGCCGUAGCUCCACUGGAAUAAACUCAGAAACACCUAUUGACACCAGCUGUGGAUCUGUCCUGUAUGUCUUGGGCCUGACAAUAACAUUAAAGAAAAGUAUUUCUCAAGAUUAAUUCCUUGUGGGACAAUAUUUUUCCAUUUACAAAUGAAAGUUAAAUGCUGCAGUGCAGUAAU
This is a messenger RNA of Mauremys reevesii (Reeves's turtle), 2163 nucleotides long. RefSeq names its product natural cytotoxicity triggering receptor 3-like. Gene Ontology annotation, biological process: natural killer cell activation; immune response-activating cell surface receptor signaling pathway; positive regulation of natural killer cell mediated cytotoxicity. The transcript is spliced from 2 exons. Lineage: Eukaryota; Metazoa; Chordata; Testudines; Geoemydidae. The coding region runs from base 297 to 1055 and encodes 252 amino acids. The record is from RefSeq and is a predicted model, not a curated record.